Molecule: messenger RNA, 1979 nt
Organism: Actinia tenebrosa (Australian red waratah sea anemone)
Lineage: Eukaryota; Metazoa; Cnidaria; Anthozoa; Actiniaria; Actiniidae
Source: RefSeq, a predicted model, not a curated record
CUCAUUGUUCAGUUUUCAUUUAGACAUCUGGUAGGACAACCAGGUGCAGAAUUACCAAUAAUGUUUACGACUUUUAUUCUGAAUCGCGUUUUCUGCUGUGCAUUUGGUUCCUGCCAUCUUCAGAGACAUGAGAGGGGUUUAUUUUCUAGCGCUUGUUUUCUCCAUCAUGUCGAAAAUCGAUGCAUAUUUUGAUGAAAAAGAAGAAAAACUUCCUACAAAAUGCCAUGUGUGCAAGCAUAUGACAAGAGAAUUAUCUGAAGAGCUUGGGCGAUCUGGUAAAACAGGAGAGGUUCUUUAUAUGGGCCAAGUUUUCCAAAAAGAACCAAAAAAAGUUCCUUAUAAACAAUCAGAAUUGAGAUUAGUAGAAGCUCUAGAAAAUGCCUGUUCAAAUGUUUUAGAUUACAAAGUUCAUAAGGACAAACCUUUGUCGCUAAGAUAUGAAAAAGUUGAGAGUAUGACCUUCAGGACUUUAAAAGGUUUGAAAAAACGUGGUGUGAAGGUAGAUCUUGGAUUUCCUGAUCAAAUGUGGGAUUCUCCAGAUGCCGAAGUAACCAGAUUAAAAAACAAGUGUGAACAAAUGGUUGAGAUGUAUGAGGAAGAGAUUAGCACUUGGUAUUGGAAUCUCCCGGAUACGAAUUUGACGGACUGGCUUUGUGUCGAGAGAGUCUUAGAUGAAGGAGAAGAUGAUUGUUUGAAUGAGACAAUGCCUCACAAAGACGAGAAAAAUGAAACACAAAUCGAAGAGAAAGAUGAGAAAACAGAAAAUAAAAUGAAGCAAGAAGAAAAGAGGGAGAGUGGAGACGAAACGAAAGAGGAAGUAAAGAAAAAGUCCGAGAAAAAAGAGAAAAAGAAAAAAGUUCGUAAAGAGAAGAAAAAGCCUAAGACUUCAGAACCCGAACGAAAUAAAGAAGUAAGAGAUGAAGAAAAUAAUGACGACAAAAUUCAAAGACUAAUCCGAGAGCAGGCCGAAGAACAGGCGAGAGGCCGAUACCGUCACAGAAGAUACCGACGUGAUAACCGGCAAGGUUCCGGAAACAUGGAUGAGACUAAACGCAAAAGACUUCGCGACCGACUCCUCGCUAUAAGAGACCCCGAAAGGCUACGAAGAGAAAUUCGUAAAAUUCGUGCAAAGGAGCUAACAGAAGAUGAAUUCAUCCCUCCUGAGCCUUGGGAAGAUAGAAUAGAUCACCCCAUCCCCGAGGAAGUGCGUAGAGACAUGCGCAAGAGAAGAUAUGAACGAUUAGAAAAUGUGGAGGACUUCCGAAGAGAGAUUGAAAUGCGUGUUCUAGACUUGGAAGAGGGCACUAGUCGUUUUCACGGAAACUUCGCGGUCAGUGACACCUUAAAUUUUUAUCUCGAGGAAGCAAGAAAAAUUCAAGAUAAAAAGGAAUUGAAGAAGAGACUCGAGGACUUGAACGCCUUGACUGCGAUACUUGCUCAAGGACGAGAAAGACGUGACGAAUUAUGAUCCUCCGCGCACUUGCUGAAGCCCACUUUUGAUAAUGACAGGUGAAAAUCAAAUUAUUUAUUGUGGUGUGCAUUGGUUCUCUUGUAUGAUUUUCCAUGGUUUACCUGUGGUAUUCUGCUCACUCAUAUCUUAUCUCUUAUUGGCUCCAGUUGGUUCUAGUGCGGGACGAUAAAGGACGGACACCCACCUAACGAACAUACGCGCCAGAAGCACUGGGGCAAGAGAACCUCUGGUACACAGGCUACCCAAGGCUUAAUUUUUAGUUAACUCAUACCAAUAUUAGUGUAACAUUUUGUAAUUUCAUUUUAUUGUGCUUUACUGUUGUUUUCUCGCUUCUGAUUGGCGGCUGCUAAUUAUCAUGUGUAAUACUACUAUUCCUCAAUCAAAUUCUCGAUUGUCCUCAAAGUUUUGUCUAGUCUUUGCGAUCAUGGCCCAAAUCUUUCAAAUUUGCUCUUUUUUGUAACCAUCAAAAGUGAAUAAAUAGGCUAUAUUGCUUCUCUAUGCUUGUUUA